Messenger RNA from Rhododendron vialii, 2408 nucleotides. RefSeq names its product RING-H2 finger protein ATL43. The transcript has 2 exons. The record is from RefSeq and is a predicted model, not a curated record. Bases 602 to 2038 code for a protein of 478 amino acids. Lineage: Eukaryota; Viridiplantae; Streptophyta; Magnoliopsida; Ericales; Ericaceae.
GAGCCAUCCCCCUGUAAUUUCCACCGGUUCAGUUGGACCCCCUUGAGCAUUGAAGCCCCCAACAUUUGUCAAAUAUACUUCCCUUGGGUUUCUUUCACCACUGCUUCACACACGGGCCAUUCAGGUCUCUCUCUCUCUCUCUCUCUCUCUCUCUCUCUCUCAUCAUUCUGUGAUGUCAAUGUAUCUCUGCAGCCUUUAUGCAGUUCUUUUUCUUGGUCACACAUGAAUGAAUGAAUCUCUCUCCCCUUGCACUUUCUGUUGUUUUUUUUUGGCUGUUUUCCUUUUUGAUUUCAUCCCUUUCUCCCAUUUUCAUGUACCCUUGUAGUGACCACCACUCAUUAUUGCAAUAAGAUCAACCAAGUUUGUUACUCCCCCUUGUCUUCUCUUCCUUAUAUUUUUCCCCCCUCACACCCAUCUCUCUCUCUCGACUCGACCGGUUAAGUGUGUGCGGGCCAGCUCCAUCCCUCUCCAAAUUUCCAAAACUAUUCUUCUCACACCCAUCUCCCAUACUCUCCUCUCUCUCUCUCUCUCUCUCUCUCUCUCUCUCUCUCUCACAAGCUGCAAGAAACAACUUCCAAAAGAUAAACCAGGGGACCAAGAAAUGGGCUUUUCCAGACUACUCAUGAUGCUAUCAUUCAAAACCCUCAUCCUAUCCUAUUUCCUAGGUGCUAAUUCCAUCAUGGUAUUUGCAGACAAAAACACCACCACAAAAUUACACCUCACCAGCACCACCGCAAAUCCUCCCUCUCCUCCACCGCCGCCACCACCACCGCCUCAAGACAGAUCCAACAUGGCCCCAUUCAAACCCAGCAUAGCCAUCGUCGUUGGCGUCCUAACAACGUUAUUUUCCAUAACUUUCCUCUUGCUCCUCUACGCCAAGCACUGCAAGAGGGAAAAUGGGCACGGACACGGAUAUGGAUACAAUUCUAGAGGGCGGGGAGUCCCGCCUUUCACGGACAGGAAGAACUCCGGGGUGGACCGGACGGUGAUCGAGUCGCUGCCGAUCUUCCGAUUCGGUUCGCUGCGGGGAGCGAAGGACGGGCUGGAGUGCGCAGUCUGCUUGAACCGGUUCGAGCCGACAGAGGUCCUGAAAUUGCUGCCCAAAUGCAAGCACGCUUUCCACGUGGAGUGCGUCGAUACGUGGCUCGACGCCCACUCCACGUGCCCCCUCUGUCGCUACCGGGUCGACCCGGAAGAUAUUUUGCUCUUAAACGACGCCGUCAGGAUAAUAGGCCAAAACGAUCCUCUACCUCCGCUUCCACCGCCGUUGCCGACAACGACAGCGGAGGCGGAGAGCUUAAGGCGAGUGUCUGGGAGGCACUCGUCGGCUGGGGAGAAAGGGAGUAGUAACGGUGGAAUUUUACAAAUUGUGGUGGAAAAAGCAGGGGAGAAGAACAAUGGUGUUGAGAAUGUGACGACGAGAAGAUCGUUGGACGGUUGGAAUUUGAAGGGCCAAACUACUCCUAAGAAGAAGACGAAGGAAGCACUUGGCAUUGGAUGUUUCGAUCGAAGGAAAGACGGGAUGCUGUUGACGUUGGAUGAGGAAAGGAGGAGCUCCGACCGGCGGCGGUUGGAGCACAGGAUUAUCGUAGGCGGCGGAGGAGGAGAAGGUGGUGGUGGAGGUGGAGGUGGAGGAGGAGGUGGAUUGGGGUUUCAGCAAAGGUGGAGCGACGUACAGCCGUCGGAUCUGUUGUAUCUACGGUCGGAGAUGAUAAUGAGCGACAGCCGUGGAUCACGGGCCUCGGGAUCUCGGCCGUCGGUGCAACAGGACAUUAAUCAGGGUGGCAGCAGCGUAAUAAAUGGGAGGAGCGUAUCGGAAAUCACGGGGUUGAGUAGGUUGAGUAAUAACUACGGCGGCCACCGGGGGAGGCGGAGGUGGGAAGAGAGAGAAAGGGGAGGAGGAGGAGGAGGAGGAGAGAGAGAGGCGGGGGUGGUGUCGAGGUGGUUGGCUUGGGUUUCACAAUCUUCUCACUCCUCUUCCUCUCACCCGUCGGCAUCGCAAACACAACAACAGACAUUGGCAGCUGCAGGGUCAUGACCCCACCAAUCAUCAAUGCCACUUGUUUUUAGAGGCAGAAUCGAUGUCGAAAACUCUUGUGCCAAUUCUCUGCGCCUCUGCUCCAAGAGGAUUUUCGGCCGUUAAAUUAAAAAUAUAAAAAAAAAAACCACACCAUUUCAUGGUCGAAAAAUCAUUUUGACACAGAGGCAUAAGAAUUUUCUGAAUAGACGACAUGAAAACCCCUUGUUUAGCUUUAGUUGUAGAAGUAUACACGUGUAAUAUAUAUCUACCCAUUCUUUAUUGGCAUUAAUACCAGUAUGAUUUCGCAGUGUACUAGAUAAGCUUUUUUGUACCACUCUCUAUCUAUUCCAAUCUGAUAAAAGGGGUUCCAAUCUCUUUUCUCCCGAAA